Messenger RNA from Cucumis melo (muskmelon), 4140 nucleotides. RefSeq lists its product as uncharacterized. Gene Ontology annotation, biological process: protein phosphorylation. NCBI's taxonomy places the organism in Eukaryota, Viridiplantae, Streptophyta, Magnoliopsida, Cucurbitales, Cucurbitaceae. Gene Ontology annotation, molecular function: ATP binding; protein kinase activity. Bases 1 to 4077 code for a protein of 1358 amino acids. The record is from RefSeq and is a predicted model, not a curated record. The transcript is spliced from 14 exons.
AUGGGUUGUAGGUUGAUUUGGGAAACGAAUUUGUAUUUCAUGCUGUACUCUUUCAUUCUGCCUCUCCCACAUUUAAUGUUUCACACAACUUCACAGCUGCCCCCCUUUUUACAAUUUACUUGUUCCGACGAAGCUGGCAACUACACCAACAACACCACUUUCAAGAAAAAUCUCGACACCGUACUUCUCUCCAUCUCUUCUAAAACCAGCUAUAUCGAUUACGGUUACUACAACGAAACUGCAGGCCAAGAACCGGACCGAGCCACGGCUUUAGCGCUUUGCCGUGGAGGCGUUGAGUUAGAACAAUGUAGAAGGUGUGUGUAUAACUCAACGCUGAGGAUUACUCAAGAUUGUCCAAACCAGAAAGAGGCAGAAGGAUUGUACCAGGAUUGUCAAAUUCGUUACUCAAACAACUCUAUUUAUGGGGUGAAAGACAACACUGUGCAGUUGUUUUUAGUCAACGGUGGAAGAGUUGAAGACUGGGUUGGGUUCAAUAUGGCGCUAAGAAGUUUGUUUGAUCGGUUGAAAAUGGAAGCUUCGUCGGGGAGUUCGAUUCAAAAGUCGGCUUGGGGAGGGGAGAAGGUUCGAAGUCCGAGUAUGGAUACCAUAUAUGGAUUGGUUGAUUGUUUUCCUGAUUUGUCUUAUUUGGACUGUUUUGAUUGCCUCAAUCAGCUUCAAGCUUCUCUUCCUAGUUGUUGUAAUGCCAGUAUAGGGGUCAGAUUAGCUGCAACUAGUUGUCAACUCGCUUAUGAGCUCCACCCCGUCUAUGCUCCGCUUCCGCCUCCACCUUCCCCUCUGUCUCUGUCUCCUUCCCCCUCGCAUGAAAAUAAUGACAACAGUGGUAGAAGUAGAACUACUUUUGUAAUUAUUAUGGUGACCAUCGUUUCUGCUGCUGUCAUUCUUCUUGUUGUCAUUUUUACCAUUUUGAUACUGAGGAAGAAAAAACGCAAAAGACCAUCGGACAAUUUCGAAGGCACCGGUAAUGAGAUAAUUAGUGUGGAGACGAUUCAAUUUGAUUUUGAUAGCAUUAAGGUCGCAACAAAUGACUUUGCAAGUGAAAACAAGCUUGGACAGGGUGGAUUUGGAGUUGUUUAUAAGGGUAAACUACCUGAUGGGCGAGCUAUAGCUGUGAAGAGGCUUGCAAGUAGUUCACAACAAGGGGAUGUUGAAUUCAAAAACGAAGUUCUUUUAAUGCUCAAACUUCAACAUCGAAACUUAGUUAGACUAUUGGGAUUCUGUUUGCAAGGGAGUGAGCGACUUCUUAUAUAUGAGUUUAUACAAAAUGGCAGCCUUGACCACUUCAUAUUUGAUUCUGCGAAGCGGGGACUGUUAGAUUGGGAAACACGUUGCAAAAUCAUAAAUGGCAUUGCACGAGGACUUGUUUACCUUCAUGAAGAUUCUCAACAUCGAAUCAUACAUCGUGAUCUUAAAGCUAGUAAUAUUUUGUUGGAUGAAGAUAUGAAUUCAAAGAUUUCAGAUUUUGGUAUGGCAAGAUUGUUCGAAGUAGACCAAACUCAAGGCAAUACGAAUAGAGUUGUGGGAACUUAUGGCUAUAUGGCUCCAGAGUAUGUAAUACAUGGACGGUUCUCAGUGAAAUCAGAUGUCUAUAGUUUUGGUAUUUUAGUGCUUGAGAUUUUGAGUGGUCAAAAAAACAAUUCUUUUCACAAUAAAGAACUUUCGGAAGAUCUCUCGAGCUUUGCAUGGACAAAUUGGAUGGCAGGAACAAUUUCAAAUAUCAUAGAUUCAACACUCACCGUUGGUUCAAGAAUUGAGAUGAUAAGAUGCAUCCAUAUUGGACUAUUGUGUGUUCAAGAAAAUUUAACAAACCGACCAACCAUGACUACAGUAGUUAUGAUGUUAAGUACUUCUUCUCUCACUCUCCCUAUGCCCUCUAAACCAGCAUUCUUUUUGCAUAGUUCUACAAAUAGAUAUAACGGCACACUUGCAAGGCCAGGUGGAGCUAAUUGUGAAAAUGCAUCUAUUCAACUUUCGAAGAAUUACAUUCCAAUUACGGAGGUCAAGGUCAUAGAGAUGGGAAGCUUGUGUUGUGAAACGCCCUUCUUCCUCGUCUCCUUCAUUCUCCUCCUCGUCCUCCAACACUCAAUGUUUCCCACAACUAAUUCUCAGCCAGACUUUAUAUACAGCAGCUGUUCAAACAAUGCCAUCUACACCAACAACAGCCCUUUCAAGAAAAAUCUCCACAACGUACUUUUCUCCAUCUCUUCCCAAACCACCCUACUUGAUUACGGUCGUUUCUACAACGCCACUUCUGGCGAAGAUCCCGAUCGAGCCACCGCUCUCGCUCUUUGCCGUGGAGGCGUUCCAUUAGAGCAAUGUAGAAGCUGUGUUUAUAACUCCACGCUGAGGAUUACUAAAGAUUGUCCAAAGCAGAGAGAAGCAGAGGGAUGGUACUCGGAUUGUCAAAUUCGUUACUCAAACAACUCUAUUUAUGGUGUCUUAGUCAGAAAUAUCAAGUACGUGGUGUGGAACAGGCGAACAGCAGUAAACCCAGAUGGGUUCAAUAAGGUGCUGCGCAGUUUGUUGGAUGAGCUGGGGAGGGAGGCUGCGUCGGGGAGCUCUGUUCAGAAGUCAGCUUGGGGAGAUAAGAAGGUUCCAAGUUCAAGCGUGGAUAUCAUAUAUGGAUUGGUUGAUUGUCUUCCUGAUUUGUCUUACUUGGAUUGUUUGGACUGCCUCCAUAUGCUUCAAAAAUUUCUUCCUACUUGUUGCAAUAACAGUAUGGGAGUUAGAGUAAUUGGAAUUAGUUGUCAGCUCAAUUAUGAGAGUAAACCCAUCUAUCCCUCACUUAUAUCUUCUCCUUCGCUUCCGCCAUCGCCAUUGCCAUCCUCACCUCCGACACCUGUGAUUAGUGGCAGUACAGGUAGAAGUAGAAGUAGUGUUGUAGUCGUUGUGGUGGCCGUAGUUCCUACUGUCAUUCUUCUUGUUGCCAUUUUCAUCAUUUUGAUAUUGAGGAAGCGAAAGCACAAAAGACCAUUAGACAAUUUCGAACGUGCAUCUCUUGAAGACACCACUGAUGAAAUUAGCUGUGUGGAGAUGAUUCAAUUUGAUCUUGAUAGCAUUAAAGCUGCAACAAACAACUUCGCUAGUGAAAACAAGCUCGGACAGGGUGGGUUUGGAGUUGUUUAUAAGGGUAGGCUAGCUGUUGGACGACCUAUAGCUGUGAAGAGGCUUGCGAACAAUUCACAACAAGGCGAUGCUGAAUUCAAAAAUGAAGUCCUUUUGGUGCUCAAGCUUCAACACCGAAACUUGGUUAGGCUAUUGGGAUUCUGUUUGCAAGGAAGCGAAAGACUGCUUAUAUAUGAGUUCAUACCAAAUGGCAGCCUUGACAACUUCAUAUUUGAUCCUCAGAAGCGGACACAAUUAAAUUGGGAAAGACGAUACAAGAUUAUAAAUGGCAUUGCACGAGGACUUCUUUACCUUCAUGAAGAUUCUCGCUUUCGCAUCAUACAUCGUGAUCUCAAAGCUAGCAAUAUUUUGUUGGAUCAAGAAAUGAAUCCAAAGAUUGGAGAUUUUGGUAUGGCAAGAUUAUUCGAAGUAGAUCAGACUCGAGGCAAUACAAAUAGAAUAGUUGGGACUUUUGGCUAUAUGGCUCCAGAGUAUGUAAAGCAUGGACAUUUUUCAGUAAAAUCAGAUGUUUUUAGUUUUGGUAUUUUGGUUCUUGAGAUUUUGAGCGGCAAAAAAAAUAACAAUUCUCACAAUGGAGAACAUUCCGAAGAUCUCUCAAGCUUUGUGUGGACAAAUUGGAGGGCAGGAACAACUACAAAUGUCAUAGAUUCAACUCUUACCGUUGGUUCAAGGAUGGAUAUGGAAAGAUGCAUUCAUAUUGGACUAUUGUGCAUUCAAGAAAAUUUAGUAGAUCGACCAACAAUGAAUUCAAUAGUUACAAUGCUAAGUAGUUCUACUCUCACUCUCCCUAUACCCCAUAAACCAGCAUUCUUCCUGCAUAGUAUGUCUACCAACAAUCACAUAGUAUCAAGGUCAGAUGGAAAUGGGCGUGAAAACCCCUCCAUUCAACCUUCAAUCAACAACCUUUCGAUUACAGAGAUCCAUGCUCGUUAGAUUAUUAUCUUUAAUUUUAUGCAAAGUAUAUAUCUAAUUGUUUUGGAAGUUGUUUUUUAUUUU